Molecule: messenger RNA, 222 nt
Organism: Auanema sp. JU1783
Lineage: Eukaryota; Metazoa; Nematoda; Chromadorea; Rhabditida; Rhabditidae
Source: the annotation of a GenBank genome assembly
AUGUAUCAGUCGUUUAGCCGUUGUAUCCUUUCUGUCCUAUACAUCAACGCUCUUUUCUUCUCCGUUCCUUUAUCACUGAUUGUCUGGUACGUUAGAAGAGAGCUCGUUUCGGAAACAGGCGUCGCCGGUGACGACAAGCUCGGCGGCAUAAGUGCGAAGCCUCGCAUUAAGGACGCCAAUCAGAACUUCGAAGUUUGCGUAGUCGAUAGGGCCAGCCACUAA